AGUUUUAACUUGUACUAGUAUCAGUGCAUCGGCGGUUUCUCUACAAUAACGCCGCGAUGCCAUCAUUAGCGGAGACUUCUAGCGCUGUCUUCUAGUAGACGUUCAACCGCCUUGUAUCAUACGUCUUUGCCACCGAGAUGCCUGUGUACGCGGCGAUCUCGCCGACGUUCAGCACGCAGGAGGAGUCACUAGAUGAGCUAGUCAACUCGACGUUCUAUGCCGAGUCCAUGAUCAAAGGCACCGGAACGGGCGCCAAGAAGCACGCGACGACGCUCGGCCGGUUUGAGAAAAUCUUCGUCUUCAUGGUGGACCCCAACUCAUCGCGCGGGGCGUCGCUCUACAGCUUCUUCAUCGCCUGUGCAGCUUUUACAAGCUGCUUCAUCCUGUUCCUGCAGACCCUAGAUGGUCCAAACCACCAGAGUUCCGAGCCAGAGUACCCGAAACUUCCCAACGAGAGCGGCUACUACGACGCAGACCUGGUCUUUACUAUCAUUUUCACCCCAGAGCUGCUCAUCCGUCUCAUCAUCUGGCCGUCCUUAUGGCACGAACACGAAUACCUGACCGAGCGACGUCUAAAGCCUUUUCUGCGCGACUUUUUCAAUUGGUUCGAUGUCGCUGCCAUCGUCCCGUUCUACACAGACCUCAUCUUCGGUAAGGAGAAGAGCUUCGUCAUUAUGCGGCUGUGUCGACUGCUGCGUAUCUUCAAACUAGCGCGCAAUCACUCCGGGACGUACAUUCUGCUCCGAGCUAUCCGCGCCAGUGUCGCCCCCAUUUCCGUGGCUCUUAUUUUCUUCACAGAGAUUGUGCUCUUCUUCUCAGUUGUCAUGUACAUGGUGGAUCCAAGUUACGAUCGCAAUAAACCAGGCUUCUCGGAUCUACUCACCACAGGCUACUUUGUGGUGGUCACUGUGGCCACCAUCGGGUACGGAGACAUUACACCGACCAAAGGCAACGUGGCAAGCCGUUGCUUUGCUGUCAUGAUUAUCAUGUCUGGUACGUUGUUCUUGUCCAUGCCUUUGGCCAUUAUCGGAACAGAGUUCGAUCGUGCCUGGAAACAGCACGCAGAGAGCGUCAAGAAGUUCCAACAAUUACAGGCUGGAACCCACGUAGCUACCCCCGUUAACAUCGACCUAGCCGCCGCCACAGGGGACAAUCGCGCUCACCAGAAGCACGAAAUCCUCGUCAAGUACAAUGCGCCCAACAAACUCUACCUACGACUAGCAGCGCUUACGGGCGAGGCGUCUCUCAUCACACAGGCACUUGUCACCGAAGCUACGUCCCAAGACUUCAAUUUACGCCACCUACGUGAUAUUACUGGUGAUCUGAAGCAAACUACCGAGUUGUGUUUCCUCAAGUGCGAGGAACUGGCGGUAAUGGUCCGUGAUAUGAUUGUUGCAGAGUCCCAGGAGGUCGCUGCGCCACCAACAUGGCGAGAGUGGGCACGCACGACGAUUCUGGACCCAGAGUCUUCAUUCAUGGCUCGUGCGAUCUCCCGAUGGGUGAAAUUCUGCCUUAUAUUCAGUAUGAUCAUCGUCGUGUUCCAAACCAUGCCAGAUCUACAGACGUAUGGCGAGCAGACGUAUUUAUGCGAACGCAAGGUUCAGCGUUACUGCGAGAAUGUGGUGGACGUCGCUGUAGGUGGCAAUGAUCCUGGUUGCUUUUCUGUUGACAAUUCGAGCGCCAGACUUCGUUUUGGUUGCUCUGAUACUGAGAAACUUGUUGAUUCUACCUGCUACGGAUAUCCUGGAAACUUUGGUAGCAGCACCGUGGACGACAGACUUUCGUGCGAUGGAUCAGAUAAGGUACUUCUAAGCGUUAUGAACCUGAAGGGCUCGUCGUAUCGAGAUCAACUUGAUCUCGUCAUACCUUUCCGACAAGAUAACAAUCUAAUCAAACAGGAUAGGCGUUUGAGUGUGUGCAAGAAGUGGGAAUGCGACAACCUUCACGUGACAUUCUUCGAGUUCGGCAAUGGAUACGUGGCGAUGGAGUACAUAUUCACACUCACGUAUAUGUUCGAGUUCGCGGCCGCUCUGUUCGUGUGCGAAAACUACCGUACAUAUUUCAAGAACCCUCUCGUAUUCAUCGAAAUGGCGUCUUUCAUCCCAUUCUUCGUGUUUGAAGGACGUCGCUUCUUCAGUGGCGUGACGCCCAUUUACGUUAUCCCGCCAGCCUCCCAAGAUUUCCUUACGUUCCUGCGUCUGCUACGUUUAUCCCGUAUCUUUAAAAUUCAACAGAGUAUCCCUGUCACUAAGGUGUUGUGGGAGUCGAUUUCGAAGACGUCGGCAAGACUUACUAUCCCGUAUUUUAUGCUGAUGGUGGUGACUACCAUUCUGUCUUUCAUUAUGUUCGAGCUUGAGAAGGGUCAGGAGUGCUUUUACGGCCAAGAAUGUAUCAUUGGAGAGCACAAUAUGACCUACCCUGCUGAACUUGAAGGUUCUUUGCCUGGUAAACGCUUUCUUGUCAACUUUAAAGGAGAAAUAUCAAGCUUUGAUGAUUUCUUUUCGGCAUUCUGGUUUGUUAUCGUAACACUAGCAACUGUGGGUUAUGGUGACAUGGAGCCUGUGACGAGUUCGGGGAAGCUUGUAGCUGUCGUGGCUAUGAUCUUCGGUGCCUGCUAUACUGCCAUGCCACUUACUUUGGUCGGAUCUCAGUUCAACAAAAGUUACUUGGAAUACAAGCGACGUGAGGCACUUUUGAGGACCAAACAGGAGGUUGGAAAGCCUUAUGUCGUUAAACCAGGCGAGCUUGAGCGGUGGGAAACCUUUGCGCGCAAUGAAUCGUUUAAUCAAAUGCUGCAACUACUACGUGGUCGACUCGAGCCUUUGCUGGACUCAAUUGAAAAAAGUGAGGUCAAUAUCAUCGACGAUGACAACAAAGCCGAGAUUUCCAAUAUAUCAGCAGAGUUAAAGCGCGUCAUCUUUGUCGAGCGGUUACAAGUUAUGCGCGUUAGUGUGAUAGUAAACUAUCUGCGCAAAGAAGGCAUUCGGCUAGCCGAGCAGCAAGUGACGGCAUUACAAAGUGUAGUCUCAUAACCGGAUAGCAAGUUUGUAUCCGUAAAAGCUGAAAUUUAUUGCCUAGCAACAUGAAAAACAAGCGAAAAAAGUG
Molecule: messenger RNA, 3105 nt
Organism: Phytophthora nicotianae INRA-310
Lineage: Eukaryota; Oomycota; Peronosporomycetes; Peronosporales; Peronosporaceae
Exons: 2
Coding region: 138-3032 (964 amino acids)
Biological process (GO): potassium ion transmembrane transport
Cellular component (GO): membrane
Molecular function (GO): voltage-gated potassium channel activity
Source: RefSeq, a predicted model, not a curated record